Populus nigra (black poplar) is the source of this 1515-nucleotide messenger RNA. RefSeq names its product SH3 domain-containing protein 2-like. Gene Ontology annotation, molecular function: protein binding. The record is from RefSeq and is a predicted model, not a curated record. Lineage: Eukaryota; Viridiplantae; Streptophyta; Magnoliopsida; Malpighiales; Salicaceae. The coding region runs from base 192 to 1307 and encodes 371 amino acids. The transcript has 10 exons.
GGUGUUUUGAAAUGACACAAAUGUCUGCCGUUGGAAGCUCCAAAGGAGGCUGGCUACCAAAGUGGCCAAUAACAACAACGACGACAACCCCCACCCUUCUUUCUUUUCAAAAACCUCUCUCCCCCUUUUACCACCCCGUUUGGUUUCACCUCUUCAAAACCGAUUAAAAUUCUUAAAUCCCUCUUCAUUGAAUGGAAGCGAUACGAAAACAAGCCACGAAACUUAGGGAACAGGUCGCUAAGCAACAACAGGCUGUUCUCAAGCAGUUUGGGGCUGGUGGAUAUGGAGGUUCAGACACACUUGUUACUGAUGAAGCAGAACUCAAUCAGCACCAGAAACUUGAGAGGCUUUACAUAUCAACACGUGCUGGCAAGCAUUUUCAAAGGGAUAUUGUUCGUGGUGUAGAAGGAUAUAUUGUCACAGGAUCCAAACUAGUUGAAAUAGGAACAAAGUUUUCAGAAGAUAGCAGGAAAUAUGGUGCCGAAAAUACAUGUACUAGUGGUAAUACAUUGUCAAAGGCCGCAAUGAAUUAUGGUCGUGCCCGUGCUCAGAUGGAGAAGGAACGUGGGAAUCUGCUGAAAGCUCUUGGUACACAGGUAGCCGAGCCAUUAAGAGCUAUGGUAAUGGGAGCUCCAUUGGAAGAUGCGCGGCAUCUUGCUCAACGUUAUGACAGGAUGCGACAAGAAGCAGAAGCUCAGGCUAUUGAAGUUUCCAAGCGGCAGGCAAAAGUGAGAGAAAUGCCAGGCAGUCCUGAGCUUGCAAUGAAGUUAGAAUCUGCAGAAACAAAGCUGCAAGAUCUGAAGUCAAACAUGUCCAUAUUGGGGAAGGAAGCAGCUGCAGCAAUGGCUGCUGUUGAAGCCCAACAACAGAGGUUAACUCUUCAGAGACUUAUUGCUAUGGUUGAAGCUGAACGUGCUUAUCACCAGAGAGUCCUUCAGAUACUAGAUCAGCUUGAAGGAGAGAUGACAUCAGAACGACAACGAAUUGAAGCGCCUCCCACCCCAAGUGCAGAGAACAGCAUGCCUCCACCUCCAUCAUAUGAAGAAGUGAACAGCAUGUAUGCUUCCCAAGCACAUAACGGAACAACGGACAGCAUCAGUUACUUUUUAGGGGAGGUCAUGCAUUCAUAUCAAGGACAAUCUGAUGUGGAGCUGACUUUGUCAAUUGGUGACUAUGUUGUUGUUCGAAAGGUGACAAACAAUGGCUGGGCCGAAGGGGAAUGCAAAGGUAAAGCAGGCUGGUUCCCAUAUGGGUACAUUGAAAGAAGGGAUCGUGUCCUUGCCAGCAAAAUAGCUGAAGUGUUUUAGAGUUUUCUUCUGGGCUGAUGAUUUUGUAUUGAGUGUAUGUUUUACACUCUGCAUGUUCUCAAAUGCGGAGAAUGAUUGUUGUGGAUCGAUGAUCAAGGGGGGGAAAAUUGUUGCAAAUCGGAGGCCGUGGCUUUCCUUGUGAUAUACAUACUGAUUUUACCUCGUGAUCAUAUUGAUAUAUAAAUGCCUUGUUUAUUAUUUUUUAUUA